CAACAAGGAUGACUCAUGGAGGGGAGGGUCGACCUGUAGGUGUCAAGUGUUGUUCAACUUAACUAUUCAAUAAUUAUGGCUGAAGAAGCGAUGUUUGACUUUAUUCACAUGGAAGCUGUGUCUUAUGUCUUUCAAGGAGGUGAAAAAAUAUCAGAACACACAACAGUACCGAGGAUAAAACACGUGAAACCAAAAGAUGAAGCCAUCUCAAAAUUGGAACACAUGGGUUUUGCCACCGGCUAUAGACUUGUUGAAAGACUAACGAGAGAGUCAGGACGGUACAAAGAUGAGCUGGACAUCAUGAAGUAUAUAUGUAAGGACCUCUGGGUAACUGUAUAUAAGAAACAGAUCGAUAAUUUACGAACGAAUCACCAGGGAGUUUAUGUCCUCCAUGACAACCGAUUCCGUUUUCUCUCACACAUGGCAGCAGGGAAACAGUAUCUUCAAUAUGCUCCCAGAUAUCUCGCCUUCACUUGUGGACUUGUACGAGGGUGUCUGGCUAACCUUGGGGUCACGUGUGUGGUCACAGCAGAGGUCACACAGCUCCCGGCUUGCAAAUUCCAAAUUCAAGUUCAACGGGGAUGAAUCCUCGGUGGCGGAUAUUAUUGUAAUAUAUUAUGGACUUAAUGUUAUUCUUUGUACAUGUAUUGACACUUUUAACUUGUAUGUUUAAAAAAGUAAAGGAGUAUUGUUGUAUUCACCGUCUUUAUAUUAAAAUAUAUAAUUAAUGAAAUACC
Molecule: messenger RNA, 737 nt
Organism: Homarus americanus (American lobster)
Lineage: Eukaryota; Metazoa; Arthropoda; Malacostraca; Decapoda; Nephropidae
Gene: Trs33
Product: trafficking protein particle complex subunit 6b-like
Exons: 5
Coding region: 76-585 (169 amino acids)
Biological process (GO): regulation of GTPase activity; endoplasmic reticulum to Golgi vesicle-mediated transport
Cellular component (GO): TRAPP complex; trans-Golgi network; cis-Golgi network
Source: RefSeq, a predicted model, not a curated record